AAUUUAGUAAUAAAGUAUUAUUAAGCUUUAAUUUUUUAACAGAUAUUAACACUUUUUUAUUUUUAUUUGCAACGUAUUUAAUUAAAUUUAUAAUAAUUGAAACAUUAUAUUUAAAAAAUUUAAUUGUUAUAAUUAAAUGUUGAAUAAACAAUUUUUACAAUAUGUCUAUUGAGUUUAAAGCUUUCGCCAAAGGCAUCAAUCACAAAAGAAUAAAAACUUUUUUAUUUGGUACUCAUGAUGUAAAUGUUAAUAUAUUCAAUGACACGGUGAACUGUAUAACUCCUGGAGGUGAAAUUUUAUCAUUUUGUUAUAAAGACAAAAUAAUUAAUUUCAUAAUAAAGUAUGAGACAAAUUCCUCUGAAAAUAUUUGUCAACAAUUUGAAGUUUUAUGGAGCGAUGUUAUUUCUGCCAAUAUAAAUGAAGAAAUCACAUCAGUUUUAUGCUUACCUUUAUCUACAGUUAAUACAAAAUUAUCUAGUCAUUCUACUCCUGAAUGGUUUUGUUUUGCGGUUGGUUUUUCCAGUGGAAUUGUAAAAUUUUUCAAUGAGGAUGGCAAUCUGUUAUUCUCACAAAUUUUUCAUAAUAAUAAUGUUCUAAAAAUAAGAUGUCAAAGUCAUCAACCUGCUAUGAAUAAUCCUCCUUCAAUUGAACAACCUGAAGAAUUUGUUGUUUUAUACAAUGAUGUUCUUUGUACUAUUGUUGGUACACUACUAGUAAAUUGUUUAAGGUCUUAUAAAAAUCAAUCAGUAAAAGGUAAUUAUGGAAGUUCCACUAAUAUUCCUGCAUUAGCUUACAAAAAAUGGGCUUUUGAUGUUCAAGAGAAAAUUAAUGAUGCUUCUGUUGGAGGAAAAUAUGACAUUAAAAGUUUUCAACAUGUAGUAGCAGCCAACAUUUGUAAGGGUAUUAAUGGAAACAAAAUAAAUAAUUUACCUCAAAUAACUCAAAUCAUUGCUGCUGGUAAAAAUCCAUACUUAGCAUUUCAUUUCAGUAUUGGGAGUCAAGCAAUACCUACAUUUGAAAAUAUAACUAAAGCAGUUGCUAAUAAAUUGAAAUCAUCAAUAACUCAAACUUUACCAAGUUGGUUAACAUAUAAUCUGUCUUCAAUUAAUAAUAUUAAUUUUCAAGAAACAGCUGAACAACUUAGAUGUCGAUUCAAGCUUUAUGAUGAAAACUGUGAAGCUUUACAAAUUGAAUUAAGUCCACAAUUAGCAGUUGGAGUUAUUUCUGAUAAUUUAAAUAAAGUUACAUUGUUUGAAGUAAAUGCUGGGGAAAUAAUACGAGUUUGGAAUGAUUGCCGAGAGGUACAAUUUGGAUGGCUUGUUGUAAAUGAGAGCAAAAGUUCAAAUUCUAAACAGGCAUUGUUUUUAGUAAUGUAUUUACCCUUCAAGGAAUCAAUAGAAGUAUGGUCCAUGCAGAAUUAUGAACUUGUGUCAGAAAUAAAAGUCUCAAAAAGUGGACGGCUAUUUUAUACUAAUUUUGGCUUACUUGGUGCUUUGAGCUCAUCAAGAAGAAAUAUUUAUAAUGCAAAUUAUCGUUGUUAUUUCAUAGAUGAAACAGAAAUAAUUAGGGAGUUAAUUGUACCAUUUCAUUGUGCUGAUAUGAGCAACAAUGAAUUAUCACAUGAUAUGCAUUUAAUGAAGACGUUUAAAUCUCUAUGCAGAAAUGAAAAUUUUGAUGAUAAAAAACUUUGUGAAGAAGUUGUAAAUUUGGCUAAUAAUUUAAUGACUGAUAAAGUAAGACAACAAGCAUUUGAAUAUAUUAAAUCCAGUAAACAUAUGACACUAAACGCAUUUUUGGACUACUUAAAAAGUUAUAAAACUGUUUUAGAAAAAGAAAUGACAAGUAAUUCUCUAAGUAAAAAAAUUUGGCUGCAAACUAUUGAUAACCACUUAAAGCUUAUUAAAUACUUUACAUUUUUAUAUCAAUACCAAAACAAGCAUUCUUCUUCUGUGCUUUACACUUCUUCAGCUGAUGAUAAAACACAAGAGCUCUGUAAAACACUUCGUAUAAGUGAUCAAGAUUUAGACAAAAUAAUUUCUUUGGUCCCUUUUGAAAUACAAAGGAAAACUACAGUUAUGUUUCAGGAUGAAAUUAAGUUAACAUUUACUAAAGUAAUUGAAUUGUUAUCAUGUUUUAAAACAACUGAAGAUUAUAUAACUUUAAGAAAAGAUGUUAAUCUUGAUGACUUAUGUAAAAAAAUAUUUGAACCUAUAAUGCAUUCUGACAGUGAUAUUAGAGAAUGGAAUUUAGCUUGGGUGGCUAAUGGUAUUCAAAUUACUGAUAUGAUGUAUUUAGCUGUUCAGUAUUGGUUGUCUAAAGCACUUACAUUAACAGUUGUUACUGAAAUGAUAUCAUUUUAUCGUAUUAUUGAUACACUUUGUAAUAUUAAUGUUAAAGAAAAUAUUGAUUGGAAACUCAUACAAGAUCAAUUUUCAAAUCAUUCUAACACAUUUUCUUGUUUAACGGGUUCCAUUAUUUGUAAAACUAUUGCAUCUAUAAAAAAGACAGCUUAUAAUUUUUACUUAGAAUUAGUUAAAGUUGAUGCUGAGUGGGAGUGUCUUACUAGAGAAGAUUACAAAUGGAAUUUAUUAAUAGUACGACUAGAACAAGUUUGUCAUCUAAAUGCUACUUUGAAGUAUUGUCCUGAAGAAUCUCAUAGUACUCUUUAUUGUACAAAAUAUAAUCAUAUUCCAUUAUCCCUGACUGAGGUUUUAAGAAAUGGAAGAGGUGGGGUUUCUAUGUUUGUAGCAAAAUGGUUAAUCAGUGUUGGUCUUGAUCCAGCCUUAAUCAUGAAUGAUUAUCUAUUUGAUAAACAAGAUAAAAUACUUGAAAUUGAAUCUCCAAAUUUAGAAAAUAAAAUAGUGAAAAGUAUUCAGGAUGGUAUAGCUAUAAACACUGAAUUAGCUAUAGAAGCAAGAACUUUGAGUAAUGCUGAAAAAGAAACAAUUGAUGCAUUACAAAAUUUAAGAUUAUGUUUUCCAUAUAGUUUAGAUAGUAAUAUACUAUUGAGCAAUAUUUAUUGGGAAUAUUUAUUGGAAUGGAAAGAAUGUGUUUCUAAUCUUAGACCAUUGGAAGCUGGACUAAAAGUUGCUGACUAUAUAGCAUGUUCUCACAUAAAAUAUAGUAUUUCAAACUUAAUAUGGAUUACAUUUUUGUCAAGUACUUUUGAAUCUGCUGUUAAACUUAUUCAUCAACUAGGGAAAAUACCGAAAGAGAAAUUAUGUAUACAAGAUGUUGGUAUGCCAGAUCGCUGUAUAUCAAAAUUUUUCAACUUAUGUGAAUAUUUCUUGGAUAGUGUAAUCAAAGCUUUAUUAUCUGCUGAAGAUGACAUUUUAGCUGAAAUAAAACAUGAUUUAUUUUGGGAAAAUUGGAAAAUUAAUAACCAACAUGAGCCUACUCUAGUUCAAAAAGCUUUAAGUAUACCUAAUCCUGAUCAAGAAGUUCUUUUAUUUUUUCAUCAGUGUGCCAGAACUUUUCAUAUUAUGUCCGAAUUUUCAUUGCAUUCAUCAAAACCUCUUACUAAUCUAUUCGACUGUAAUAUAAAUGAAGUUGAUUUUCAUUCUUUAAAUCAUAAAAAUUAUUUAACUCAAGAACAGCCAAGAUUAAAAGUAAAAAAAGCAAGAACAGAUUUUAUUAUGAAUUCAAUAACUUCUGCUAUAGGACUAAUUCAAAAAGAUUAUGAGUGUGACCAUUAUGAAUUUGAUAGUAAAGAAUAUUUAUUUUGGAUGAGUAAAAUAACUCAGUUAUCAAUUGAUUGGGAACUAUCUCUAGACGAACUUAGAAUUCAUCAAGUAGUUUCCCUUUAUGCAAAAGGUCAUGAUAGAUUAGCAGGAGAAGUAGUUCCAAUUGUCAGCAAUAAAGAAAGUUUAGUCAAGCAAUUAUUGAAUAUUAUCAAACAUAGAUUGAAAUAUGAAUUGACAAUGAAUGAUUUGGAUUUUUAUAGAAAAAUAGUGCAUUUUAGUCCAGAAAUGAUUUUAUGGUUAAAUGACCCUGUCUCCAUGGAAGUUGAAAAAUCAUUAAUAACAGAAACUUUAGAGCUGGUUCAAACUGUUGUAACUUUAAUAUCAGAAAAUGAUGUGCAAUAUGAUUUUGCAAUAAGCUUGAUGAAUAGCUUAAUUUCAUUUAAUGACUCCUGAUAGCUAAAAUAAAAU
This is a messenger RNA of Daktulosphaira vitifoliae (grape phylloxera), 4151 nucleotides long. RefSeq names its product rab3 GTPase-activating protein non-catalytic subunit (gene Rab3-GAP). The record is from RefSeq and is a predicted model, not a curated record. Bases 162 to 4136 code for a protein of 1324 amino acids. Gene Ontology annotation, biological process: regulation of GTPase activity. The transcript is spliced from 23 exons. Lineage: Eukaryota; Metazoa; Arthropoda; Insecta; Hemiptera; Phylloxeridae.